Ramularia collo-cygni is the source of this 1788-nucleotide messenger RNA. RefSeq lists its product as uncharacterized. The transcript has 4 exons. Gene Ontology annotation, biological process: transmembrane transport. Lineage: Eukaryota; Fungi; Ascomycota; Dothideomycetes; Mycosphaerellales; Mycosphaerellaceae. The record is from RefSeq and is a predicted model, not a curated record. Gene Ontology annotation, molecular function: transmembrane transporter activity. The coding region runs from base 1 to 1788 and encodes 595 amino acids.
AUGCUCUCCCCAACGAAUCUUCUGGCAAGGUUGAGGUCCAAGUGGCUAGUCCUGCCCUCAAGGAGUUCAUCGAUCAAUCCACUUGCUGCACCUCCAACAAGCCCGGAAAGUUCCAAAGAGAAGUCCGCAGAGGAGGGCCUCGACAACAAUCUCAACGGCUGGAAAUUGGCUGGAGUUGUCAUCUCGCUCAAUGCUGCCAACGGUGUUGCGUCAGUGGAUCUACUCGGGGUUACUGCUGUCCUUCCAGCGGUCAGCGACCACUUCACAAGCGGAGGCAACAUCGCUUGGGCAGCAACAACACAAUUGAUCGGGGCUACUGUUGGGCUAGCUGUACUCGGCUACCUCAGCGACACCUGGAGUAGGCGAAAGAUGCUGCUCAUAUCCAUCAGCAUCUUGAUCCUAAGCUCGCUGGCAUGCGCACUCAGUCGUUACCAAUCGAGAACGGAUCUGUUCAGUGCUUUGCGAACCUGCUCUGGGAUUGCGACCGGUAGCAUUAGCAACCUUGUCAACAUCGCUCAAAACGACUUCUUACCCCCUGCGAGACGAUUGAAAUAUCAAGGAGUUCAAGGCACUUCAGUAGCAUUGGGCAGCAUACUCGGCAUGAUGGUAGGCGCUGUUUUCGCUUCCAGUUCCCGAUGGCAUUUCUUCUACUACUUUGUAGCAGCGCUCGCUGCAUGUUCCUGGCUUGCCAUCUUUCUAUACGUUCCAGCCAAUCGCAAAUCCCCAGAGAGAGACCAGAUCCGCGCGGUCGUCGGGACGAUUGAUUUCUGGGGCAUCCUUUCAGGUACGGCUUUCAUCGUGCCCGGGCUCUUGAUGCUUAGCAAGAAUUCGAACCUCGAACGAGCGGUAUUGAUCGUGCUCGGAACAACGUCUGCAAUUUCCCUCGCCCUGUUCCUCUAUCUUGGAUUCAAAGGAGAUCGCGGGACAGUUCGGCCUAUUGUGCCUUUCGAGUUGUUCAGAAAUCGAACGAUCGCAACGGUUAUUGUCCAGAACAUCUUCUUGGGCGCCGCAUACUACACCUUCAACUACUACAUGCCCAUCAACCUUCAGGUUGUCCGUGAGCUGUCACCGAUCAAGGCGUCAUCAUACCAGGUGCCAUACUACAUCACGCAUGGCGUUUGGUCCACUGCAUCGGCACUUAUAAUCCUGCGUCUACAACGCAAAGGCGGCAGAAGCUACUCGCUGAUAUUCUUCGCUGGCUUCGCAACCUGGACAAUCGCCAUGGUAGCCUUGGCAGUCGAUAGCGAGUACCCUGUAUCCGGUGUUGUGAUUUUCCUCAUGGUACUGGUCGGCAUUGGCACAGGGAGUUCCUUUCAAAACUCCGUAAUGGCAAUCUCUGCACAAGCCAGCAUAGAGACCCGGGGCCUCGCAGUCGGCACUCGUAAUGUCCUGCGUUUCUUUGGCGGCGCUCUCGGCACGGCUAUCAGUUCAGCUGUAAUGCGAAACCGUCUACUUGCGGAAAUCCCGGAAGGUCUGGUAGAUUUCCGACUGGCAGCUUCUACAUUCUCGAAUGCUGCGCUUGAAAGAUUCAACGCCGAGCAGGCGGAUGCUGUGCAGCAUGCCUAUAACAAUGCCAUCACCUGGGUGUUUGGUACUGCUGCUAUCAUGGUUGGUGUCUGCUUUGUUCUAUGUCCGCUUAUCAAGGACCAGUCGCAGAAACAGAUGCAGGAUGAAGAGAGCGGGGAAAAGGGUCACAACACAACACACACAGACAGCGGGCCCGGUGCUACGUCCACAGACGGAGCCGUUCUCGCCGAGCAGACAUUUCCACCUCAAGAGAAAGCGUGA